AUGGCGGAUGCGAUCGAUCCGAGCAUUGUGAUGAGGUCGCAGAACUACGAUGGGGCAACUCGGGGCGCCCAGGUUACGGGUGUGGCCGUCUGCUCUCUGUGUCUGACCUGGAUCUCCUUUACCCUGCGAAUCUACGUGCGGUUAGGGAUACUGAAGUUCGUGGGACGAGAAGAUUGGUUGACGGUGGCUGCCAUGGCUAUCUUCACCAUCUUCUGCUCCCUGUGUUUGCGAGCGACUGUGUACGGACUAGGUGCGCACAUGAAGGCCGUUACCCAGGAGUCGCUAGAAACGGGAACGAGGAUCGUCUUCAUGUGCGAGCUGCUCUAUGUUGUAACCACAACCGUCACUAAAGUCGCAAUUGCAGCCUACUUCCUCCGCCUCUCCAGCAAGCUCUACCAGAGACUGACCGUCUACAUUACCCUCGCCACGGUUAUGAUCUUCAGCACUAUGUACUUCUUCUUCCUAAUUUUCCAAUGUGGACCUAUCAGCUACCUCUGGGAAAAGUACAACGAGGACGCCCACGGAUAUUGUCUGAGCAGCGAUACUUUGUCUGCCGUCACCUACAUUCACUCCGCCAUGUCUACCAUAACCGACUGGGCUUUCGGAAUCCUGCCCAUUUCCUUCGUCUGGAACAUGCAGAUGGACCCCCGCACCAAGUUCUCUGUUAUUCUCAUUCUAUGUCUUGGAUUCUUUGCAAGCACAGCGACGAUUGUCCGCAUAUACUACAUCGCCCGCCUCACAGAAACCUCGGACUUGUCCUGGGAAGGCAUCCACCUGGCCAAGUGGUCCAUGGUCGAGCCCGCCAUCGCCAUAACCGCCAUGAACAUCGCCACCCUCCGUCCCCUGUUCACCAGAAACCUCUUCCACUUCGCCUCCAAGCGCUUCGACAGGUCCACCGACGCCGCCAAAGAUACCCUCCGCCCUCCCGAUCUCGGCACAGACUACAACAGGGACAAUUCCAUCUCCGGCAAGGAUUUCAGCGUCGAAUUUGCCGCACUGCUGGGGUUGAGCAGAGUCGGCGUGACGACGGAGAUUUAUGCCGGAAGCGCUCCUCCGUCGGAGAGCGAGAAAUGGAGGAACAAAUGGAAGAGGAGAGGGGAGAGCGAUCAUCAGUUGAUGGAGCGGGUGAAUGAGAGCCAGACGGAGUUGCAACUGUUGAGCGCUGAAGACGCCGCGGGUCCGUCCCAUCGGGAACUGAGUCGCGGCGCCAUCAAUUGGGACGAGGGCAUCAAGACUACGACUGUUAUUACGAGUCGAGUCCAGUGA
Drepanopeziza brunnea f. sp. 'multigermtubi' MB_m1 is the source of this 1266-nucleotide messenger RNA. RefSeq lists its product as uncharacterized. Lineage: Eukaryota; Fungi; Ascomycota; Leotiomycetes; Helotiales; Drepanopezizaceae. The record is from RefSeq and is a predicted model, not a curated record.